Triplophysa rosa is the source of this 1200-nucleotide messenger RNA. RefSeq names its product ankyrin repeat and EF-hand domain containing 1b (gene ankef1b). The record is from RefSeq and is a predicted model, not a curated record. Gene Ontology annotation, molecular function: protein binding. NCBI's taxonomy places the organism in Eukaryota, Metazoa, Chordata, Actinopteri, Cypriniformes, Nemacheilidae. The transcript has 8 exons. Bases 100 to 1200 code for a protein of 366 amino acids.
GUUCUCGCUCAUGUUCCUCAGAGCCGUUGCUAAGCGACAAGAUGGUUUCCGUUAAAAUUGAUUUCUCUCCAAACUUAAAUUUCAUCUUGGCGAUUGGUUAUGGAGAUGACCAGGGUGGCUGAAGGAUGCAAUCCCAAUCUAAAGAAUCUGGAUGGACAACUUCCAAGCCAAAUAGCCCAAAACAGUGGUCAUAAUAAUGCCCUGAAAGAGCUUAAGAAAGCAGAGGGAAGGCAUGUGAGAAAAAUGGACGGUGAACUUCCUGACUACAUGAUUGAGAUGUAUCAGCCAUUCACCGAUACAACACGUUUCAGCCAAAGGCGACCACCCAUCCACCCCAUUGAGGAUGACUCUGUCUGGUAUAUCGAUGAGCCUGAAAAGAAAUAUAUCAACAUUCAUUCUUGUGUGAGAGGUGGAGAUCAAGAAUCUCUUAGCCUGGCAUUCAUCAAAAAUGUGCCUGUUGAUGUCACAGAUGAAUUUUCUAAAACGCCUCUCAUGACAGCCUGCAGCAGUGGCAACUACCAAAUAGCUAAAUUCCUCAUAGAACUGGGAGCCAAUGUCAAAGCAGCUGACCAGUUUAACCAGACACCGCUCCACUAUGCUUGCCAUGAAGGACACGUAGAAAUUAUCCGCAUGUUGGUGGAAUCUGGAGCGACGGUGGAUUCAGUAUCAACGAUUGGCGAAACUCCGCUCAUGAGAGCUAUUACAAGCUGUAGAUUCAGCUGUGUGGAGUAUCUUAUCAGAUCUGGAGCCAAUGUAAUGGCACAAAACAAGCAAGAGCAAAAUUGUUUGGACAUUGCCAGAAAUUAUGGUUGUGGUAUAAUCAUUGACGUGAUCAGUGCCAAGUAUGACAGUCUUUCAAGAAUCAAAAACAAUAAGAAGGUUUCAAAACCAGCAUCUUCAAAACAAAAGAAGAUGAAUAUUCAAGUACCAGCAUCAUCAGUUUCAGCUGCGGCGAAACAGGGAGUGAAAAAGAACAUCAAUAAAAAGGUUUCAAAACCAGCGUUUUCGGAACAAAAGAAGCAGUUGAAUAUUCAAGUACCACCACCAUUAGUUUCAGCUGCAGCAAAACAGGACCUGAAAGACAACAUCGUAUUAAAGAACCCAAAGUUCACUAUGAGACAUGCAACCAAAAAAGACAUUAGCUUUGUCCCCAAAACCCUGUGGGGAAAGCGGCUCACCAAUACUUCACAACUCAUUUGA